CUCAGUAUUGUAGACCGCUUUUCCAAGAUGACUCAUCUGGUUCCGCUCCCAAAACUUCCCACGUCAAAGGAACUCGGGCUCAUCCUCUCGAAGGAAGUAUUCCGCCUCCAUGGACUUCCGGCCAGUAUUGUCUCCGAUCGGGGUCCUCAGUUCAUCUCCCGCUUUUGGAGCGAGUUCUGCGCCCUCCUGGGAAUCAAGGUGGACCUGUCUUCUGGUUUUCAUCCCCAGACGGAUGGCCAAACGGAGAGGGCCAAUCAGGAGGUUCAGGAAUGGGAGGCUCGAGUCCUUUCGGCCCAUGCUGCAGCCCAGCGCUGCUACCGGGUCUGGCGGCGGGCUCGUCGGGCACUGAUGGACUCCUCCGCUGUGUACUCUAGGAUGGCCAACAGGUGUCGGGUCCCUGCCCCUGGUUAUCGGGUUGGUCAGAAGGUUUGGCUCUCCACCAAGGACCUUCCUCUGUGGUUAGAGAACCGUAAACUGGCUCCCCGUUUCAUCUGUCCCUUCCCUAUAGUGCGGAUCAUCAACCUGGUGGCUGUGCGCCUUGGUCUGCCCCAUACGCUCCGUGUUCACCCUACGUUUCAUGUUUCCAGGGUCAAGCCUGUGUCUCUGUCACCUUUGGCUCCCUCCUCCAGGCCCCCUCCUCCCACCCGGUUCGUUGCUGGGGGUCCGGUCUACACCAUGCGGCGCAUCCUCCGUUCCUGGCGGUGGGGCCGCAGGGUGCAGUAUCUGGUGGAUUGGGAGGGUUACGGCCCAGAGGAGCGAUCGUGGAUCCCUUCCCGGUUUGUGGUGGAUAGCUCCUUGAUCCGGGCUUUGCAUCGCUCUUGCCGGGGCAUGCCUGCUGGUCCGCUGGGUGCCGGCCCUUGA
Melanotaenia boesemani (Boeseman's rainbowfish) is the source of this 861-nucleotide messenger RNA. RefSeq lists its product as uncharacterized. Gene Ontology annotation, biological process: DNA integration. The record is from RefSeq and is a predicted model, not a curated record. Bases 28 to 861 code for a protein of 277 amino acids. Gene Ontology annotation, molecular function: nucleic acid binding. The transcript is spliced from 2 exons. NCBI's taxonomy places the organism in Eukaryota, Metazoa, Chordata, Actinopteri, Atheriniformes, Melanotaeniidae.